Molecule: messenger RNA, 1179 nt
Organism: Maylandia zebra (zebra mbuna)
Lineage: Eukaryota; Metazoa; Chordata; Actinopteri; Cichliformes; Cichlidae
Source: RefSeq, a predicted model, not a curated record
AAAACCUACAGCUGUGAUGAGUGUGGAAGGUCUUUUACCCAGGCUGGAAGCUUAAAAACUCACCAAGUCAUCCACAGUGGAGUUAAACCUUACAGCUGUGACUUGUGUGGAAAGUCUUUUACCCAGGCUGGAAGCUUAAAAACUCACCAAGUAAUCCACAGUGGAGUUAAACCUUACAGCUGUGACUUGUGUGGAAAAUCUUUUGUGCAGGCUGCACACUUAAAAAAACACAGAAUCAUCCACAGUGGAUUUAAACCUUACAACUGUGACUUGUGUGGAAAGUCUUUUACUCUGGCUCAAAACUUAAAAACACACCAAGACAUCCACAGUGGAUUUAAACCUUACAGCUGUGACUUGUGUGGAAAAUCUUUUCUGCAGGCUGGAAACUUAAAAAUCCACAGAAUCAUCCACAGUGGAUUUAAACCUUACAGCUGUGAGUUGUGUGGAAAGUCUUUUACCCGGGCUCGAGGCUUAAAAAUACACCAACUUAUCCACAGUGGAGUUAAAGCGUUCAGCUGUGAGUUUUGUGGAAAGUCUUUUACCCAGGCUGGAGACUUAAAAAACCACAGAAUCAUCCACAGUGGGGUUAAAUCUUACAGCUGUGAGUUGUGUGGAAAGUCUUUUACCCAGGCUGGAUCCAUAAAAAGACACCAACUCAUCCACAGUGGAGUUAAACCUUACAGCUGCGACUUGUGUGGAAAGUCUUUUACCCAGGCUGGAUCCUUAAAAAGUCACCAACUCAUCCACAGUGGAGUUAAACCUUACAGCUGCGACUUGUGUGGAAAGUGGUUUACCCGGGAAAGAAACUUAAAAACACACCUACUCAUCCACAGUGGAGUUAAAUCUUACAGCUGUGACUUGUGUGGAAAGUCUUUUACCCAGGCUGGUGAUUUAAAAAAACACCAUGUCGUCCACAGUGGAGUUAAAUCUUACAGCUGCGACUUUUGCGGAAAGUCUUUUACCCGGGCUGAAGGCUUAAAAAAACACCAAGUCAUCCACAGUGGAGUUAAAUCUUACAGCUGUGAGUUGUGUGGAAAGUCUUUUACCCGGGCUGAAGGCUUAAAAAAACACCAAGUCAUCCACAGUGGAGUUAAACCUUACAGCUGUGACAUGUGUGGAAAAUCUUUUACCUGGGCCAGAGACUUAGAAAAACACCAACUCAUCCACAGUGGAUUUAAA